Molecule: messenger RNA, 2210 nt
Organism: Lontra canadensis (Northern American river otter)
Lineage: Eukaryota; Metazoa; Chordata; Mammalia; Carnivora; Mustelidae
Gene: TAF6
Product: TATA-box binding protein associated factor 6
Exons: 15
Coding region: 174-2210 (678 amino acids)
Biological process (GO): RNA polymerase II preinitiation complex assembly; transcription initiation at RNA polymerase II promoter
Cellular component (GO): transcription factor TFIID complex; SAGA complex; SLIK (SAGA-like) complex
Molecular function (GO): transcription coactivator activity; protein heterodimerization activity; RNA polymerase II general transcription initiation factor activity
Source: RefSeq, a predicted model, not a curated record
UCCGGCUCGGGGAAGGGACAGUGACUGCCUCUCCGUCUCUGCCAGGACCUGCUCCCGGGAGGGGGCGGGGCCAACAUGGCGCCGAGCGCCGGGUGAGCGGCGCUUUGGCGGCGGGUCUCCAUCUCUCCACCCUGGGGUGUCACUCUUUGGGGGAGGGAAGGCGGGGCUCCAGAAUGGCCGAGGAGAAGAAGCUGAAACUCAGCAACACGGUGCUGCCCUCAGAGUCGAUGAAGGUGGUGGCCGAGUCCAUGGGGAUCGCCCAGAUUCAGGAGGAGACCUGCCAGCUGCUGACCGAUGAGGUCAGCUACCGCAUCAAGGAGAUUGCCCAGGAUGCCUUGAAGUUCAUGCACAUGGGGAAGCGGCAGAAACUCACCACCAGUGACAUUGACUACGCGCUGAAGCUAAAGAAUGUCGAGCCACUCUACGGCUUCCACGCUCAGGAGUUCAUUCCUUUCCGUUUCGCCUCUGGCGGGGGCCGGGAGCUUUACUUCUACGAGGAGAAGGAGGUUGAUCUGAGCGACAUCAUCAAUACCCCUCUGCCCCGGGUGCCCCUGGACGUCUGCCUCAAAGCUCAUUGGCUGAGUAUUGAAGGCUGCCAGCCGGCCAUUCCAGAAAAUCCACCCCCAGCUCCCAAAGAACAGCAGAAGGCUGAGGCCACGGAACCCCUAAAGUCAGCAAAGCCAGGCCAGGAAGAAGAUGGGCCCUUGAAAGGCAAAGGUCAAGGGGCUGCUCCAGCCGACGGCAAAGGGAAGGAGAAGAAGGCACCACCCCUGCUGGAGGGCGCCCCUCUGCGGCUGAAGCCUCGCAGUAUCCACGAGCUGUCGGUGGAGCAGCAGCUGUACUACAAGGAGAUCACCGAGGCCUGCGUGGGCUCCUGUGAGGCCAAGAGAGCGGAGGCUCUGCAGAGCAUUGCGACGGACCCGGGGCUCUAUCAGAUGCUGCCACGAUUCAGCACCUUCAUCUCGGAGGGGGUCCGUGUGAACGUGGUGCAGAACAACCUGGCCCUGCUCAUCUACCUGAUGCGCAUGGUGAAGGCGCUGAUGGACAACCCCACGCUGUACCUGGAGAAAUACGUGCACGAGUUGAUUCCGGCUGUGAUGACAUGCAUUGUGAGCAGACAGCUGUGCCUACGGCCAGAUGUGGACAAUCACUGGGCCCUCCGGGACUUUGCUGCCCGCCUCGUGGCCCAGAUCUGCAAGCAUUUCAGCACGACCACUAACAACAUCCAGUCCCGGAUCACCAAGACCUUCACCAAGAGCUGGGUGGACGAGAAGACUCCGUGGACCACGCGUUACGGCUCCAUCGCUGGCCUGGCAGAGCUGGGACACGAUGUGAUUAAGACUCUGAUUCUGCCACGGCUGCAGCAGGAGGGGGAGCGGAUCCGCAGUGUCCUGGACGGCCCUGUGCUGAGCAACAUUGACCGCAUCGGAGCUGACCACGUGCAGAGCCUCCUCCUGAAACACUGUGCCCCUGUGCUGGCAAAGCUGCGCCUGCCACCUGACAAUCAGGAUGCUUAUCGGGCAGAAUUUGGGUCCCUCGGACCCCUCCUCUGCUCCCAUGUUGUCAAGGCCCGGGCCCAGGCCGCCCUGCAGGCUCAGCAGGUCAACAGGACCACUCUGACCAUCACUCAGCCCCGGCCCACGCUGACCCUCUCACAGGCCCCUCAGCCUGGCCCUCGCACCCCUGGCUUGCUGAAGGUCCCAGGCUCCAUCGCACUGCCGGUGCAGACGUUGGUGUCCGCGCGAGCUACUGCCCCGCCUCAGCCGUCCCCUCCUCCGACCAAGUUUAUUGUAAUGUCGUCCUCCUCCAGCGCCUCCUCCACCCAACAGGUCCUGUCCCUCAGCACUUCAGCCCCUGGCUCAGGCUCCACCACUACCUCUCCGGUCACCACCACAGUCCCCAGCGUGCAGCCCAUCGUCAAGCUGGUCUCCACUGCCACCACCGCACCCCCCAGCACUGCUCCGUCCGGGCCCGGCAGCGUCCAGAAGUACAUCGUGGUCUCUCUCCCCACUACAGGGGAGGGCAAAGGAGGCCCUGCCUCCCACCCUUCUCCAGCUCCUCCCCCAUCCUCAGCCCCCUCCCCGCUUGGGGGCAGUGCCCUGUGUGGGGGGAAACAGGAAGCUGGGGAUAGCCCCCCUCCGGCUCCAGGGACUCCGAAAGCUAACGGCUCCCAGCCCCCUGGGUCUGGCUCCCCUCAGCCUGCGCCUUAA